AUGCAAUCGCCUCCCGAGUAUGUUCCUCUGUACAGAAGGGGCUCCUCAGAGGAACGUGUUCUGCACGAGCCCUUGUUGAAGGAGGAAGUAGAUCGCCCGACGCAAUCAGCACGAGUAGGGGCAGACCGGUUCCUCAUCUGGAGCGUCGCAGGAGUAGCAGUGACUACGGUCUUAUCGAUACUCCUCUUCGUCAAUGGGCUUUCGGCCAACAACAGUCAGCCUCAAGUCGGCGUACCUCCAUUGCGGCCGAACCCAUACGUAUACCUGGACAAGAUACUUCAGAAUUCGACCAAGACGUUCCCGCCUAUCAUCAACUUCCCUCAGGUUGUUCUGCAAAUCGACAACGCAGACAAGUCGCGCACUACGCGAGAGCACGAGCGUGGCCGAGCCACCGCGUUUGGCACGGUUUACCCAGAUGACCGUCGCGUUCUAAUCACCGAUUCCGUCUCGGCGGUGGUUCAGUUCCGCAACCUCGACUACGCGAUGGAGAACUGCGUCUUGAACAUCUCGCUACCUGUCGAGACCGCUAGAUUCCACCCCGACAUAAACCUGAUACCAACUACCGUGAUCGACGUCUGGACCUUGGAAGACUCGGCGGAAUUUGCGCAGGACAUCCGAGGAGGCGCUGCCGCUCGGGCUCCCGCCCGUCGUACACUCCUUGCGACUCUACCAUUUCCCAGCUCAGGUUCGCAACAGUCGGGGAUUUUCCGGUGUCCCUCUGGCGCUUUUACCACCCUCGAGCUCGCGUGUGCCCCUAGGGCGGCGAGAUGUUUCGUAGAUUUCUGGCAAGACAGACGGGCGAAGCCAGUCGGAGGCGUGCACAUCAUUCAGUAUUCCACUCCCGUGGAGUUUGGGAGUACCUGGUCCUGA
This is a messenger RNA of Trametes versicolor FP-101664 SS1, 870 nucleotides long. RefSeq lists its product as uncharacterized. The record is from RefSeq and is a predicted model, not a curated record. The transcript is spliced from 4 exons. Lineage: Eukaryota; Fungi; Basidiomycota; Agaricomycetes; Polyporales; Polyporaceae. The coding region runs from base 1 to 870 and encodes 289 amino acids.